UCUACUUUCUACGUCCUUUGCAUCAAAAAGUACAUAUUCACAUUCAUUUUUGCUGUCAUGAUGCAGAUGACAAAUCUUUCCCCCCACAAUUCUAAGCAUGCUUUUCUGAUGUUUCCUUUGACAGUACAAGGGUAUCGCGUCUUAUGGACAGGCAUGGGAGCACAACUUGCUCGUGAUGCUCCUUUCUCUGGAAUUUGUUGGUCAACCCUUGAGCCUAUCAGGAGAAAACUUCUUGGUUUGGUUGGGGAAGAAUCCGAUGUAUUUACUGUCCUUGGGGCGAUUUUUUCUGCUGGGUUUUUGGCUGGGAGCCUUGGCGCUGCUGCUACCUGUCCUCUAGAUGUUGCAAAAACUCGAAGGCAGAUAGAGAAGGACCCUGUCAGGGCAUUGCGAAUGACCACUCGGCAGACACUGACGGAAGUUUGGAGGGAUGGAGGAAUGAGGGCACUUUUUACAGGAGUGGGCCCUCGUGUAGGCCGUGCUGGCCCUUCCGUUGGGAUUGUGGUUUCGUUCGCUUAUAUCACUCAACUUUUAAUUUUGUCAAUUACAAUUAUCGACUUGGCCAAACCUGCUGGAUUGGGCGACAUUUACAUGGAAAGGUAA
This is a messenger RNA of Hibiscus syriacus, 600 nucleotides long. Its product is annotated as mitochondrial carrier protein MTM1-like. The transcript is spliced from 5 exons. Gene Ontology annotation, biological process: mitochondrial transmembrane transport. Bases 58 to 600 code for a protein of 180 amino acids. The record is from RefSeq and is a predicted model, not a curated record. Lineage: Eukaryota; Viridiplantae; Streptophyta; Magnoliopsida; Malvales; Malvaceae.